GUAUUUUUACUCAAAGUUUAAACAAAAAAGAAGUAAAAGAUGAUUUCUAUGAUAAAUUCUAACCACAAUUCAAAAACUUAAGUCUUGUGUCCAAGUUUUCCGAAAUAGGCUAGAUAUAUAAUACUUUUCAAAUUAGAAAGACGUUUCCAAUAACUGCAAAUUAAAAAAAUGGGCAGAAAAAUACCAGGAAGAAAGCAUAGAGGAGUGAGAGAUCCUGAAAAACAACGAGAACAAAGAUUGCUUCGCAUUAAAGAUAAAAUUAAUGCACCUCCUUUAAAUCCUGACGACCAGGAGAUACCCAAAUCCCUCCAGGAAUUAAUGCAACUCAAAGAGAAAGCUCAGAGAAAAUCUAAAGAUAAACAAAAUAAUAAAGAUGCAAAACCUAACUUUAAACCCAUUAUGAAUCUACCAAAUGGUGUAAUUUAUAAUUUUAAUAGUCCAAGAACUUUCUUUGAUCCUAAAGAAAAACCAGCUCCAAUUUUUAUGCAAGAAAAAGGAGAAUCUGAUAGCAGUUUCAUAUACAGAAUGAAUAAAGUUUGUGAAUCAAUUAUACAAGAAACAGAGUUUGAAAAUAAAUACAGUGUAAAGGUACAUAGGAGUAGACAAACUGGAGAGGUAAUUAAAGUGACUAAACGACCAAAAGAUGAAUUGGAGGAACUUGUAAAAAAUGCAAAGAAAGAAGUGAGGAAAGGAAAGAAAAAAUCAAAAAUAACAAAUGAACCACGAUUAACUAAAUCUCAGAAACGGCGUAAAAAACUUCUUCAAAAAAAGCAACAAAAACAAAAUAACAAAGAACUUGAUUCUGAUAGACUUAAUCAAAAAGAUACUAUCAAAUUUGGAGAAAUUGUUCACCAGCCUCCCACACUAACCCUUCCAAGAAAGGUUGAAAGUUUAGGUUGUGCCUCAAGGCCUGGCAAGAAAGAUUUGCUACUAAAAUCCAUGAUAGAAAAUAAUAAUAAAGUUGAAAAUACAAGUAAAAAUAUUGAAAGUAAAUUUAAUCCUAUGAAGAAAACGAUAAAUAAAGUAAUUAAUAAAAAGGGCAAAAGAAAAGAUUUACCAGUUGCACUCAGAAGACAGUUAGACCAACAGCAAAAGGAAGUGAUUAAUGCCUAUAAAAACCUCAAAAAACAAAGACUAAAUAGAUGACUGUAUAUCAAGUGAUAUUUAAUUAAUAAUGUUUUUAAAGACAAGAUUUGAAAAAUGUAUUUUCG
Molecule: messenger RNA, 1211 nt
Organism: Agrilus planipennis (emerald ash borer)
Lineage: Eukaryota; Metazoa; Arthropoda; Insecta; Coleoptera; Buprestidae
Product: coiled-coil domain-containing protein 137-like
Exons: 4
Coding region: 169-1146 (325 amino acids)
Source: RefSeq, a predicted model, not a curated record